Messenger RNA from Myripristis murdjan (pinecone soldierfish), 4368 nucleotides. It is a transcript of the gene tcf4, whose product is annotated as transcription factor 4. Lineage: Eukaryota; Metazoa; Chordata; Actinopteri; Holocentriformes; Holocentridae. Gene Ontology annotation, cellular component: transcription regulator complex; chromatin. Gene Ontology annotation, molecular function: RNA polymerase II cis-regulatory region sequence-specific DNA binding; DNA-binding transcription factor activity, RNA polymerase II-specific; protein dimerization activity. The transcript has 20 exons. The coding region runs from base 32 to 2152 and encodes 706 amino acids. Gene Ontology annotation, biological process: regulation of transcription by RNA polymerase II. The record is from RefSeq and is a predicted model, not a curated record.
CCUCUCCUGUCUAUCCUAUCUAUUUGUUUCCAUGUUUUUAGGUCCGUGUGAUUUUGCUAAAAUGCAUCAUCAACAGCGGAUGGCAGCUUUGGGAACAGACAAGGAACUGAGCGACUUACUGGAUUUCAGUGCGAUGCGAAACAGCGAUUUGAAAAUGUUCCCAACAUCCAUGAUGUUUUCCCCUCCUGUUAGCAGUGGAAAGAACGGGCCGACCUCCCUGGGGAGCGGACAUUUCUCCGGCUCAAGUAUGGAGGAGAGGACGUCUGCGGGCUCCUGGGCCGGCGGGAGCCGCUCCUCCAAGAGUUAUGUCGACAGCUCUCAGUACGGUCACAUGACCAGCAGAGAGAUGACAUCACACGACAGCCUCUCACCUCCGUACGCAAACUCCAGGCUAGCAGCAGGUAAAUCAGAGCGAGGGUCCUACCCGUACGGGAGGGAGUCCAACCCACACUGCCACCAGUCGUUACUGGGCGGUGAGUUGGGUAUGGGGAGUCCCGGCGCCGCGUCGCCCACCAAGCCAGGCGGUCAGUACUACCAACACUUCGGCUCGAACCCGCGGAGGAGACCGCUGCAUAUGGAUACCAUGGACGUCCACCCCAAAAAAGUGCGGAAAGUCCCUCCCGGCUUGCCGUCCUCAGUGUACGCCCCGUCUGCCAGUACAGCCGACUACAACAGAGACUCGCCAGGUUACCCCUCAUCUAAACCUCCCAGCGCCGGCUUCCCAAGCUCAUUUUUUAUGCCAGAUGGCCACCACAGCGGGGAUCCCUGGAGCAGCAGCAGUAGCAGUAUGAGCCAACAGGGUUACCAUGGCAGCAUGCUGGGGGGCGGGAACUCGGCCCACGGCCCCACCCAAAGCUCCUCCUACUGCGGGAUCCACCCCCACGACAGAUUGAGCUACCCCUCGCACUCGUCUGCAGACAUCAGCUCCAGCCUUCCCCCCAUGUCCAGCUUCCACCGAGGAGGAGGGGCCGGGGGCGGGGCCAACCACUACAGCACCGCCUCCUGCACCGCCCCCACGAACGGAACAGACAGCAUCAUGGCUAACCGAGCACAGAGCGGAGCAGCCAGCAGCUCUCAGACUGGCGACGCCUUAGGGAAGGCACUCGCAUCGAUCUAUUCUCCAGAUCACACAAACAACAGCUUCUCGUCCAACCCCUCCACCCCGGUCGGCUCACCCCCCUCCCUCACAGCUGCCAGUUCUGCUGUGUGGUCGAGGAACGGCGGACAGGGAGCGUCGUCGCCGAACUACGAGGCUCCGCUGCACUCUCUGCAGAGUCGUAUCGAGGACCGGCUGGAGCGCCUGGACGAUGCCAUCCACGUGCUGCGGAGCCACGCGGUGGGACCCUCGACGGGCAUGGCGAGCGGCCACGGCGACAUGCACAGCCUCAUCGGCGCCGCCCACACGCACAACGGCGCCAUGGGAGCGCUGGGCAGCGGCUACGGGACGGGGCUGCUGUCCGCCAACCGACACUCCCUCAUGGUGGCCUCUCACAGAGAAGACUCUGGUUUGCGUUCCGGUCACUCGAUGCCCGGUCAGGUGUCGGUGCCUCAGCUGCCCGUCCAGUCGGCCACGUCGCCGGACCUCAGCCAGCCCGACCCGUACCGAGCCCUGUCCGGAGGCCUGCAGGGCCAGAGCACCUCCUCCGUGAGCUCGGAGAUCAAGUCGGAGGACGAGGGGGACGAGAACCUCCUGCAGGACGGCAAAAACCUGGAGCCCAAGAAGGAGGACGGCGACUCCAAGGACCUCAAAGCUAUUGAUAGCAACAACGAUGACGAGGACCUGUCGCCAGAGCAGAAGAUGGAGAGGGAGAAGGAGCGGAGGAUGGCCAACAACGCCCGCGAGCGCCUGCGCGUCCGCGACAUCAACGAGGCGUUCAAGGAGCUGGGCAGGAUGGUCCAGCUGCACCUGAAGAGCGACAAGCCUCAGACCAAGCUGCUGAUCCUGCACCAGGCCGUCGCCGUCAUCCUCAGCCUGGAGCAGCAGGUCCGAGAGCGUAACCUGAACCCCAAGGCGGCCUGUCUGAAGCGGCGUGAGGAGGAGAAGGUUACCGUGACGUCGGAUGGAACUCUGUCGUUGGCCGCCGCCCACCACGCCGCCGCCGCCGCCGCCGCUGCCAUGGGCGACGGGCCGAACCCGCUGGGCCAGAUGUAGAGCGCCGCGGCGCCACCUGCCUGUAGGUCCAAGCUGUUGGACUUCAUCAUGAUGAUGAGUGACCACUUCCUCUGACGGCGUUUCCAUGACGACCCGACAGCCGAUCGAAACCCCCGUCGACGCUUCAAGCCAGACCAAUCAGACACGCCGACACCUUCAGCCUGACCAAUCAGAUCAGAUCAGAUCAGCCAUGUUUUUCCUCUCGUCCGUCACCCAUCCUCCUCUUCGCCUUCGUCUCCUCCUCCUCCUCCUCCUCCUCCUCCUCCUCCUGCUUCUUCUUCUCCUCCUGUAGACAGCGGACUGCAGAGUCGCUUUCGCUUCGCUUGCACCGUUUUGCGUCUCCGUUUUGCAACUGAGUCGAACUGGAUGCUCCUCCUCCUCCUCCUCCUUCGUCUUCUCUGCGGGGACGCAACAUGGCCGCCGCAGCACGGAGUGGCGGCUCACGGGAGCCUCGGCGCCGAGCGGAGGCCAACGGACCGAGUUUCUGGAGUCACGUCAUACGAGAAAUUCUUCUUCUUCUACUACUUUUUUCAGCAUUCCCAGUUCUAAGGAACAAGAAAAGGUUCUAUACACACAUACAUAUAUAUAUAAAUACAUAAAUAUAUAUAUGAGAAAAGACAAAACAUUAACAAAAACUUGAUUAAAAAAAAAAACGAGGAGCCCGGACGCGGGGGGUGAGGAGGGAGUGGGCGGGGCCAAGGGAACAAAACAUAUCACAAAGUGUUGUAAAAGACAAAAAAUCAUAUUAAUAAGGUAAACAACGCUGCGCGGCUGUGGCUGAGCGCCGCGCCGCGGACUGAAUGGCGAUCUAGCGCCACACUGUGGAUGAAGCCGUGCCUGAUCUCCUCCUGGAUGCAACCGAGUCAGAUAGAAACACACACGGAGAAACAAAGACCACAAAAAAAUUAAAAACUAAGACAGGAAAUAUGACGCACAGCGGGGCGACACGCUCAUAGAUUCCCAUACAACUGCAUAUUUUUUUGGAUGAAGCAGAGAUUAAGCGGACACAAGGAAUCACUCUGAGAUUGAGAAGGGAUUAGCAAACUAGACAAAAAUCUGCCGCAGCCUUGCAGCUCUUCCAAGGUGCUUGAACAGCCGAGUGAACUGAACGACAAAAACAAUAAAAAAAAACUAAAUAAAUUCAGCUAAACUUGGCAAAGAAGAAGGGACUUUUAUUUUGACACAAAUGCUUUUUGACUAUCAUAGAUGCAUACAAAGAAGCGGGGCUGAGCGAGAAAAAACAAACACAAUGUCAUGCAUUCCUCCAUCUCCGUUUUUUUUUUAUUAUUAUUGUUUUUUAGAUUGUCGGUGUAGAGAAUCGGUUUGCGUUAGCGGCGUCACCUCGUUAGCCACGCCGGCUCGGUGCGACGCUAACUCUGCGAUGCUAACUCUGCGAUGCUAACAGUCGUAACGGCUGGACGGCCUGCAUGUAUCUACUGGGAGGGAGAGAAUUACUAAGACCACAAACUAAUCAAUCAAUCAUUCAAUCAUUCAAUCAAUCAAUCAAUCAAUCAAUCAAUCAGAGAGUGGCUCCAGAGCGAGUGGGGUAUUUAAAAUGAAUUAAAGACGGUAGAGAAAUUAUGUAAAAAGAAAAAGAAUCAAUGCAAUGCAAUAACAAUGAAAAAAAGUGUACUUCUAAAUAUAGCAGGACGGAACCUGAUGAAGAUGAUGAUGAUGAUGAAUCUGUAAAGAGGUUUUUCUGGGUGUGUUGGGCUGUAGCAUCACAGACAGAGAGACAACAGAGAUAGCGAGAGACGGGAACAGAGGAGGAGAAAAUCACCGGUGCCGGCUUGGAACUAGCAAAAAUAAAAAAUCAAAAAUCCUGAAUCUGAAUCUGGUGAAUUCUGAGUUUGGAGAUAGUUGGAGGUGAUUGGCCAGGCUAUCGGUAAAAAUUAAAGAAUAAAGUAACUCCUCCGUUGUUGCCAGGCAGAUGGCUGGAUGGAUGAUAGAUUGAUGGUGGGAUUAUUGAGGCAAAUCCUGUCCCGAGGUUUAGGACAUUCCCUGACUCCCGUCCUUCCUCUGCGACGCCCUGAAGCCCCGCAGUCCGGCGGGCGGGGGGGGCGUCUCGGAAGGAAGGGUGGGAGAGAUGGACGACUGACGUGGACCAACAUCCUCGCUGCAGACAGGGAGAGAGAGAGAGAGAGAGAGAGAGCGUGGUUUAAAAAAAAAAAAAAAAAAGGUUUCGAGAGACGCUGUUCCGGUAGCGAUGAAGCGCC